UAACUACUCUGGAUCUGUUUUUGACCCAUAUAUUUUUUGCUAAUUUUAGCUGUUUAAACCUACUUAAACGAGGAAAAGAAUUCUAGGUCACAGUGUUCUUGGCGUUUCAUCUCAUGUUUUGACUACUUAAUUUUAUUCCAAUGACUCAUUUGAUUCAGUCAGUAUUUGGUCAGUAGAAUAUUGAAUCAACACAACAUCUGAAUGUAACCAUUUCGGAUUUCCUUUUAGACAUGAAUCUGUGCCUCUUAUCCCCAAUCAACUUGUCUGUAAGCAGUUUUGGCUUAUUAUUGCAAAAAUGUUUGAAAGCUAAGUUGCUGGAACCGUGCAAGCAAAUUCAUGCACUCAUGUUAACAUCGCACAUAGACAUGAAUGCUUUGUCACUGAAUUCAAAGCUCAUUGGUGCCUAUGCAAGUUGUGGGGAUCUUGAUGCAGCUGAUCUUGUGUUUGAAAGAACCAGAAACCUGAAUAUUUUUGCAUUUAAUUGGAUGAUUUCAGCUUUUGCAUUUCAUGGCUACCCUGAGAAAUCCAUUGGUUACUUCUCUCUUCUUCAACAAUCAAGAAUUAUUCCGAACAAGUACACAUUUACUAUUGUGUUGAAAGCAUGUGUUGGUCUAAUGGAUCUGAACAAAGGAAAGCAAGUGCACAGUAUGAUAUAUAGAAUGGGAUUUGAGUCAGAGUUAUCGGUUGCCAAUGCCUUGAUUGAUAUGUAUGGUAAAUGUGGCAAUACAGAAUAUGCUCGUUUAGUUUUUAAUGUAAUGGUUGAGAGAGAUAUUGUAUCCUGGACAUCAAUGAUACAUUCAUAUGCUAACACGGGGAAAAUAGAAGAAUCCUUUAUUUUGUUUGAAAAGAUGAGAUUAGAAGGCAUAAGGCCUAAUGAUUUUACAUGGAACAUAAUGAUCGCUGGAUAUGCUAGGAAAGGAGAUUGUGACACAGCUUUCAUGUUAUUGUCUAAAAUGAAUAAAGAGGGGUUGACUCCAGAUUUGGUUACUUGGAAUGCCAUGAUUUCGGGGUUCGUUCAAAGCCACAGAUCGACUGAAGCAUUAGCCUUAGUUCAGGACAUGUUGGAUGCAGGAGUUAAGCCCAAUGAAGUCACUCUCACUGGGCUUCUUCCUCUGUGUGGGUUGAUUGACUCUCUUUCUAGGGGGAAAGAAAUUCAUGGCUUAGUAUAUAGAUUAGAGUUUUUUGCUAAUGUCUUUGUUUCUAGUGCUCUCAUUGACAUGUACAGUCGAUGUGGUAGCGUGGAAGAGGCUUGGAAUGUUUUCAGUUCCGUUACUUUCAAGAAUAUUGCAUCAUGGAAUGCUAUGAUAGGAUGUUAUGGAAAGCAUGGCAGAGUAGAACAUGCAAUCAAACUUUUUGAGAAGAUGCAGUAUGAAGGAGUGCUGCCAAAUGAAGUAACAUUAACUUCUCUUCUUUCUGCAUGUAGUCAUGCUGGUUUAGUUGAGAGAGGUUUGAAGAUCUUUUGGUCCAUAGAGGAGUCUUAUGGCGUUAGAGCAAGGAAAGAGCAUUAUGCUUGUGUUAUUGAUCUUUUGUGUCGUGUUGGGAGGCUGGAAGAGGCUUACAAUAUAAUCAAAGAUAUGCCAACAGAAAUUACAGAUUCAAUUAUUGGGGCUUUCUUCAGUGGUUGUAAGGUCUACACAAGGAGAGAUCUUGCUGAAAAGAUGACUAAGGAUAUAUUGCACAUGGAUCUGAAGAAGCCUGAAGGUCUUGUAGCUCUCUCAAAUAUUUAUGCUGCUGAAGGAGAGUGGGAGAAUGUUGAGAAUGUGAGGAGCAUGAUGAAGGGCAAGGGAUUAAAUAAGAUGCCUGGUUCCAGUCGGUUGUAGAGAAUAAGAUGAUAUGCGGAACUAGAUCUAGGAACGUGAAGCAAAAUUUGAUUUUAAACCAUUAGAUAACGCAGGGGUGUUUGCUGCUAGUUUGUUAAGCCCUGGGGUUAUCAAGGCAAUGGGUCGAGGAAGAGGAAAGGGUAAGAAGUUGAGUGUAAUUGACCCCAAUGAUCCAGGAAGUGAUGAGGAAGAGAAAAUCCCUACUCAGAGAGGAAGGCCACAAAAAUCACUCAAAGAUGACAUUGAGGAAGAAGCAACUGAGAUGAUCGAAGAGGAAGAUUCUGAGAAUGAAAAAAAUGGAAUUCCAAACUUGGAGAUUAAAAAUUCUGCUACGGGAAAUGGGAAGAAGAGGAAUCAGAAUACUCGGAUGAAAGAAAAGCAUGAUUCAGUUAAAGAAGAAAACGAUAAUGGAACAAGAUCAAGCAACGCUGAAUCUACUAGGUCAAAUAAUGGUUUCCGCCAUAGGCGGAAAAACAAGCCUCGCCGUGCUGCAGAAGCUGGUGUUGAGUGCAACUGACAUUUUGGCUGUGUAUUAUGUGGACUUAGUUCUUUUGUGAUGGCAGAUAGAUCCUUUUACACUGUAAAUCACGCCUUAGUUUCUAUGUUCCUUUCUGUAUGCUCAUUUUGGCACUUUAGUACAUUGAUCUUUCUGAACCUUUUUGGAAAGGUCUUGAGCUGGUAAUACUGUUUAUGAUUUUCAAUGCUGCUAAUAUUGUAUCUUGAGCAUUUCUACUUGA
Molecule: messenger RNA, 2557 nt
Organism: Nicotiana tabacum (common tobacco)
Lineage: Eukaryota; Viridiplantae; Streptophyta; Magnoliopsida; Solanales; Solanaceae
Product: pentatricopeptide repeat-containing protein At5g59600
Biological process (GO): RNA modification
Molecular function (GO): protein binding; RNA binding
Source: RefSeq, a predicted model, not a curated record